CGGUUUGACGGAUAGAGCUUUAAUGUGUCAAACAAGAUUCAUUCUGAUGCUCACAAUUACAUUAUCAUUGUCUACUAUGGCUUAUAUCUAUUUCUCUCUCAAGCAAGUUACGCACCAUCACACAAUGUUUGAUGUUGUAAAUCAGACUCAGUCCUAUACUGAGAGCUUGUCUGGCAAACUUUUUUUCUGGAAAAUCAAGCAAACACCUACAGCACUGAACAAACCCACUGCAUCCAUUAGCACCAAACCCAUUUCAGUGCAUCAUCAUAUAGCUCAUCCAAGCAACUAUCAUUACAUUCUGGAUGAACCUGAUAAAUGUCAGCAGAAUCCGUUCCUGGUCUUGAUGGUCCCUGUGGCGCCCCAUCAGGUAGAAGCUCGAAACGCCAUCCGGAGCACGUGGGGGAAUGAGAGCACAGUCCAGGGAAAAGCAGUGAUGACUCUGUUCUUGGUGGGUUUGACUGGAGGAUCCGACUCUGAAAAAGCUCAACAGCAGCUGGAGGAAGAGAGCCGACAACACAGAGACUUACUGCAGAGCAACUUUGUGGACUCAUACUUAAACCUGACCAUAAAGACGAUGGUGAUCAUGGACUGGUUGGCCACUCGUUGUCCUCAAGCCAAUUUCAGUAUGAAGGUCGAUUCUGACAUGUACUUAAACAUGGAAAACUUGAUGACUCUUCUAUUGGCACCCAACACACCCAGACAGAACUACAUCACUGGUUUUUUGAUGUUGAACCAGCAUGUCGUCAGAAACAAAAAAUCUAAAUAUUACGUCACAGAGGAGCUGUACCCCGAACCGAAAUACCCCACAUAUGUGCUGGGAGUAGGAUAUGUUUUCUCCAAUGACCUUCCCAAAAAAAUAGUCGAGGCUUCCAAGGACGUGAAGCCCUUUAACAUAGAGGACGCAUAUGUGGGCACUUGUCUGAAACGGUUGGGCAUUAAACCCUCACGCGCACCAGAUCCUUCUCAGUUUCGGACCUUUAUGAAGGAUUCUAAAAGUCACAACCUUUCCAAGGUCAUUACAACAAUUGCGAGGUCACCGAAACAGAUAAUAGAGUUCUGGCAAAGUGUUGCAAAAAAUAUCCCACUGACAUUUUUGUCUUGAUACCCCCUAAAAAAAUUGUAUUUACAAAUUAUA
Molecule: messenger RNA, 1135 nt
Organism: Rhinichthys klamathensis goyatoka
Lineage: Eukaryota; Metazoa; Chordata; Actinopteri; Cypriniformes; Leuciscidae
Product: beta-1,3-galactosyltransferase 2
Exons: 1
Coding region: 23-1102 (359 amino acids)
Cellular component (GO): membrane
Molecular function (GO): N-acetyl-beta-D-glucosaminide beta-(1,3)-galactosyltransferase activity
Source: RefSeq, a predicted model, not a curated record